AUGUUCGUUUGUAAACUAAAUCCGAUGCGAUUCACAACUAUUGCAAAGCAUCAAAGACUGUUAUCCAGAGAACCAUCUAUCCUGUCAUCGAUUGCAUUGGCGAGGUUUAAGAGUAGUAAUCCAUUCAACACUGGAAUUCUAUUUGUUCCGCAACAAGAGGCAUGGAUUGUUGAACGAAUGGGUAAAUUUAAUCGAAUUUUAGAACCAGGCUUAAACUUUUUGAUACCUUUCUUAGAUCGCAUUGGUUAUGUUCAGAGUUUAAAGGAAUUAGCCAUUGAUAUUCCUAAACAAACUGCUGUAACUUUAGAUAAUGUAACACUUAAUAUUGAUGGUGUAUUAUAUUUAAGAGUCAAUGAUCCUUAUUUAGCAAGUUAUGGAGUUGAAGAUCCAGAGUUUGCAAUUACUCAAUUGGCUCAAACCACAAUGAGAUCAGAAUUAGGAAAAAUAUCUUUAGACAAAGUUUUUCGAGAACGAGAAAAUUUAAACUUUGCAAUUGUUGAAAGCCUUAAUAAAGCAAGUGCAUCAUGGGGACUAGUAUGUUUCCGUUAUGAAAUUCGUGAUAUAAAACUUCCUAAUAGAGUACAAGAAGCUAUGCAGAUGCAAGUGGAAGCUGAGAGGAAAAAACGUGCAGCUAUUCUAGAUUCUGAAGGUAUUCGUGAAGCUGACAUAAAUGUAGCAGAGGGAAAAAGACAAUCAACAAUUUUGGCUUCAGAGGCUGACCAACAAGAGCAAAUUAAUAGAGCUCAGGGAGAAGCCAAUGCUUUAUUAGCAGUAGCUGAAGCCAAAGCCAAAGGAAUACGAUUGAUAGCUGAUGCUCUUAAACAAACAGAUGGUUAUAAUGCUGCAUCUCUUAAAGUAGCUGAAUCAUACGUAGAAGCUUUUGGAAAAUUAGCUAAAUCUACAAAUACAGUUAUUAUCCCUAGCAACACUUCAGAUGUUUCAUCAAUGGUGACACAGGCCAUGUCCAUUUACAAAACGCUGACAAGUAAAUCUAAACAGUCAAGAAGAUUGAGCGAGGAAGACAAAUAA
This is a messenger RNA of Macrosiphum euphorbiae (potato aphid), 1029 nucleotides long. NCBI's taxonomy places the organism in Eukaryota, Metazoa, Arthropoda, Insecta, Hemiptera, Aphididae. The record is from the annotation of a GenBank genome assembly.